Molecule: messenger RNA, 1308 nt
Organism: Miscanthus lutarioriparius
Lineage: Eukaryota; Viridiplantae; Streptophyta; Magnoliopsida; Poales; Poaceae
Source: the annotation of a GenBank genome assembly
AUGGACAUGAGUCCUGGAGAUUUUAUCUCACUUAUAUAUCUCUUGAAGGCACCUAUUGAAGUAAUAGAUUUAAAGGGGAUUUUGGUCAGUGGCAAUGGUUGGGCCCACAUUGCAAGCAUUGAUAUCAUUUAUGAUAUUUUACAUAUGAUUGGCCGCGAUGACAUUCCUGUCGGUCGUGUAAAAUAUGGUGCUCCUAGAAACACUGACCAUCCAGAACUUCGGCAGCCAUUGGCUUUUGAAGUUUGGCAGUCUAUCAAAGAGAAGCUUCCUCCAAGUGAGAAGAUCACUAUUCUUACCAGUGGACCUCUUACAAAUUUGGCCAAUAUAAUGCUCUCUGACAGGAACACAAGUUCUGUAAUAGAGAAGGUUUAUGUUGUUGGAGGUCAUAUCAGAGGGGAUUUUGGUCAGUGGCAAUGGGUAGUGGGGGACUUAUUGACUCGGACACUCUAUGGGCUAGCUCGGUCAUUGCCAAGAAGUCCUAGAAGGUAUACUGCUGAAAAUUCAGUAAAAUAUGGUGCUCCUAGAAACACUGACCAUCCAGAACUUCGGCAGCCAUUGGCUUUUGAAGUUUGGCAGUCUAUCAAAGAGAAGCUUCCUCCAAGUGAGAAGAUCACUAUUCUUACCAGUGGACCUCUUACAAAUUUGGCCAAUAUAAUGCUCUCUGACAGGAACACAAGUUCUGUAAUAGAGGUCAGCUCUUUGAAACCUUUUGGUUCAGGGCAGUUCCAACUAGGUGAAAAUGAUUCCAAGGGAAAUGUGUUUACUGUUCCAUCAAAUAGAUAUGCAGAGUUUAAUACGUUUCUUGAUCCAGUAGCUGCGAAAACAGUCCUGGAGUCCUCUCUGGAUAUCACACUGAUUCCUCUGAGGUCUCAAAGAAAAGCUGCUUCCUUUAAGUCUAUACUUCACGCUUUGAAGCAUACUGAUCACACUCCAGAAUCAAGUUUUGUCCACCGCUUGCUGUUUUUGCUACAUGAACUUCAGCAGAAGCAUCGGCUGUAUCACCAUAUGGAUAUAUUUCUGGGAGAAGUUCAUGGUGCUGUCUACUUGGUGGAAGGAUUUAGUAUGAGACCGUUCAUACAAUCAAUUCCAAUAAGCGUCGUUGCCAACAGCUCAAGAAGCACGAAUGGGCAGAUUGUGGUCAACAAGCAGAGUGCAAAUUCUGUAAACGUUUUGGUUGAUUUCAGUAGUGGAAAAUACUACAGACGAGUUGGCAAAUCUUUAGGCAACAAGGAGCAAUCUGCUGCUGUUGGUAGUUUUGCAGAACAGAAUACCAUCUGGAGCAGGCCACCUGAGAUUCUCAGAAAUUGA